GUUUGAUGACGUAAUUUGACAUUGGUAUGGGAGCACUCGUGAAAAGUUGCUAACUAGCUAGCUUGUAAGGUCCAACCAUGGCUCUUAUUUCAAGAUCAUGCAGUGGGUUCCUCGCACAACUGUCAUCACUGACGCUUCACAAGGCUUUCAGUGUGUCAACAGCCGCAGCAGCCAUCCAGAAAAUGACCAGGGUUCGUGUUGUUGACAACAGUCCACUGGGUAGUACCCCAUGGCACCGUUCCCCUAGAGUCAUCCACGUGUACACCAAGAACGGAGUGGGCAAGGUGGGCGACCGCGUUCUGCUGGCCAUCAAGGGAGGGAAGAAAAAAGCUCUUAUCGUUGGCCACAAGAUGCCCGGAGAGCGGAUGAACCCGCGUUUUGACUCCAACAACGUUGUCCUGAUUGAAGACAACGGUAACCCUACGGGAACUAGAAUUAAGGUUCCACUACCGACACACUUGCGUAAAAUGGAGGGAGACUAUUCCAAACUGUUGGCCAUCGCUAGCCGGUUUGUGUAGUUCUGUAACAGGGCGGCAGGGUAGUCUAGUGGUUAGAGAGUAGGGUCGGCAGGUAGCCUAGUGGUUAGAGUGUAGGGGGGAAGGUAGCCUAGUGGUUAGAGUGUA
This is a messenger RNA of Oncorhynchus gorbuscha (pink salmon), 623 nucleotides long. It is a transcript of the gene mrpl14, whose product is annotated as mitochondrial ribosomal protein L14. Gene Ontology annotation, molecular function: structural constituent of ribosome. Gene Ontology annotation, biological process: translation. Lineage: Eukaryota; Metazoa; Chordata; Actinopteri; Salmoniformes; Salmonidae. The record is from RefSeq and is a predicted model, not a curated record. The transcript is spliced from 3 exons. Gene Ontology annotation, cellular component: ribosome; mitochondrion. Bases 78 to 518 code for a protein of 146 amino acids.